Molecule: messenger RNA, 31105 nt
Organism: Porites lobata
Lineage: Eukaryota; Metazoa; Cnidaria; Anthozoa; Scleractinia; Poritidae
Source: the annotation of a GenBank genome assembly
CAACUUUGAUUCAUUUGAUCAAAACAGAAAGGAAACUCGCUAAAAAAGUGUUAAUAUAGAAGAAAAAUACAACAGCAACACUAAAACAACUCUUGAGAGCAAAAAGAAAUGUAAGUUUUAUUAAUUUAUAGACACUGUUUUGUUACAUUAAGCACAGAAGUUCGUAAAUGGCCGCCCAAAACAGGCCGUCGAAAAUCUCCCAGUUCUGAGAACUGGCCGUCCUUUGGACGGCCGCCUGACUAAAACCCUGUUUGGACGCACGGAUGUGCUAGCAAACUCUACUGGAAAAAGUCUACGUUGGAUAUUAAAACCUGUCAUUUCAUGGAGCUGCUUUAAAGUUUGGGCCAGUGAGUUUAUCGAAGUGCCGAAAAGCGUAUCUUUUCAUACAGUACCUGAGGAGUAGGUUUAAAAUUUCACAGGUUUUGACACUUUGCAAAUUUGUUCAGUAAAUGUACUGUUGUCUUAUUUGGCUGCUGUAAUUUGUUAAAUUCCAGACAGCUUUCUUUCAUAAAUCAAGUGUUCUGUAUAAAAAAGCUACAAAGAGCAGGUUAAGCUAACAAUAUUUCGUGAUCAAAGGCCGAGUUGUAUUUUUAGCAAUUGUUGAUAUCUCGUCAGCGAAAGUUGCCGCUAGAACGUGUAAACGAUAACAAAUGCACUUGUUUGGCCGCUGUAAUUUGUUACAUUCAAGACAGCUUUCCUUCAUAAAUCAAGUAAUGACAGAGAAAGCUACAAAGAGCAAAUUAAGCUAACAAUAUUUCGUGAUCGAACGCCGAGUUGUAUUUUUACCGAUGUUGUUGAUAUCUUGUCGGCAAAAGUUGCUGCUACGCAUGAACGGUGACCACGCAUUUCAAAGGAGCUGACAAAUUUCUUUGGUGGAACUCAUCGCUAGUGAUUUGCAGUAUAUUUGGUUCUUCUGAUUCUUGCACUAUGAUUCUCAUAGCGCACGACGAGAAUCGCGUAGUGCAUGAUGGGGUCCUCGUCGUGCAGGAAACGAGACGCGACUGGUUUUGAGCGGUACUGUAGGUGCCAGCCUCUAGGGGGAAAAUUUUUUUUGAUAUGUGCUUCUAAGAUGCUAUUUCCUGCAUUUUGAGAUCACAGUCAAUGGAAAUACUGGGCCCAAAAUUAUCACAGGCUCAUGGCCAGAUGCCAAAAGGGUAAAAAUGUCUGAGAAACUACAGUAAAAUGGCAAAGAAGUAUGCUAAAAAGACUGGUUCAACAAAGGAAUUGAAGAAUUUAAAAAACUGGGAGAACAUUAAGCGAAACUGGUAGUCUGGAAACAUUUGCGAAAAACAGGAGGUUUCUGGCCAAAACGUUUGGGUUGGAAUCUCUGCUCAAAUGCUGGAAGAUAACUGUGUUUUUGCUUAUUAAUUGUGACAGAUGGUAUGCCAUUACAACAUCAAGCCAUGUACCCUGUUUUGCUGAAGAAGUCUUUUAACUGUGCGGAAAGUAUUAAACUGGAAUAUACAACUACUUACAUGGAAGAAAAGUCCAUUGGAAUCAUCACAGCAGGCUGAACAACAUAGAAGUACGUGGCAUUUGGAAAAGGUAGGGGUUUUUAUUUAAUACUUGUUUUAAACAUUUAAGAAUAAAAAUCAACGAUAAAAAUUUUGAAUGACGUUUCGAUGACUCGCUCAUCAUUUUCAAAUUCUAAAAAGUUAGAUUGUUAAAAAUUCUUUAUGUAUUAAGAAUGCGUGUGAAGUCUCGUUGCACGUGAUUAAAAACUACAAUGUGGAAUGUAGUGAGUGUUAACUAGGCACUACAUAGUUUCGCUUUUAUUGACUCUGAUUGAGUGUUCAGUUUGGGUUUCUUUUCCUGGAUAAAAAGCAUUUCGUAGAUCAAGCAUUCAAAUUUCCCACGACAUUUCUUCAGUAUAGUGAAUUGUUCAGUGAGGUCUUUGUCCUCCUGAUUGUGAGAGUCACGCAGGUGUUUUCCAAUAGCUGAGUGCUUGUGUUCAACAAUGCAUUGGAAUACUUGUUCAUGACUACAGUAGAACCCCGGUGGUGAACUGGAACUCUAAAGGGAAACGAAAAAUAGUUCGAUUUUAAGUGGGGAAUUCGAGUUAUCGGGGUAAAUUUCAGUGAAAUCUUGAUCAAGGGAAAGCAAAUUUAGUUCGACGUAGCGGAGAAUUCGAGUUAUCCGAGUUCGAGUUAUCGAGGUUCUACUGUAUUAAAUCCGCCAGAAUGUGAUCGAGUAUUAGCUUAUUCACGUAGAAUUCCAUCAACCAUUUGCAACAACGACUACAGUUUUGUCUCUAGUAAACAAAAAGGAACCAAUAAAUGGUUUUCCAUGCCAUCUUGAAGUUUCGUGUUCAUAUAUGGGAAUGAUCUAUAAUUUUACGUUGAUCUCCAGCUUCAUUAUUUGAGUACGUGGUUACCAUCAGAAGACACAUUACGAACAGCAGGAAUGUACCUUUACCUUUCACAAUCCAGCUGACUUAUCGUUCUCGGACAUGACUGGAAGCACGUUUCAUGUGUCAACAACAAAAUAAAUGAACAAUCCGCUUUUAAAAUAACGUCAAUUUCGGAUGCAAAAUACUUGUGCUCUUGCUAAUGAAAGUCCGCGUGAAUUUGAACUCACCAAACGGAACUUCAUUUCACACUUUUCCAGUGGUUCAAAAAGUGCACAUGAUGAAUUCCUAGGAAUUCCUAGGAAUUCCCAGAACUCUGGAAAUUCAUUUGGCAAGGGUGACUCUGGCAUAUUCAUUUUGUCGUUUGAUUUGUCUCUUGGUGGUACAGUUUGAUAUCAUCUGUAGGCCCGGAGUAAAAAGGGUUAUAAAGAUUUAGUGGAGGUGAAAAAUUGUGUUGAGGGAAAAAAUUGCCGUGGUCUAUUUGUCUUCCUGGCUUAACAGCAAAGCAGUGUCCAUCUUAAAAAUAAUAAUUUUUUUAAGAAAGUGUUAGGAAAGGUUAAGAAAGGUUGCAAGAUUUGGUUUACUCUUGCCGUCUGUCUUUGGGCUUUGUUUCUUCUGUUUCUUGCACGCAUGCUGUCUUGUGACCCUAAUUCUAGCUGCUAUCAUUUGUGUAAAAUUGUAGUUUUUUAAAUUGAUUGGUCAAAAACAUUGAUCAGUCAAAAGGGUUCAGGGGAAGUAAAGAACUGCCUGUGCAAAAACAUUUCUGUACUUAGGGUUUGACAGAGACUUGAAUUCUUAAAAUUGUUAGGAUAAUAGAAAAGAAUGGUUGAAAAGUCUGAGGUUUUUAUUUUCCAAUGAGUAAAAAUUUUUUUCUGUGGUCAAUCUUUCCUGUAGCUAAGACAUUCAAAAAACAUAUAAGAGAAGUCUUAGAACUGACUUUUAUGCCUGCAUGGCACCCUGGGUAAUCUAAGUUUGAAGAGCAUCAUGAGAUAAGCUUGGGCCCUGUGUUUUACAAUGUACUGUCUCUAUUGAUCUCAAGUUUUAUAACCUUGAGACUGGAAAAUGAAAUUGUGGUCCUGAAUUUUGGAUCAAAAAAUCUGUACAAACCUGCUGUACUGUACUUGGCACAUGUACCUGAGUUGAAAGAUUUAGUCAACACUCCCACCCACUUUGACCUUUACUGUGCUAAGGUGGUCUCCAAAUGUUCCUUGACAAGUUGUUGCACAAUGGUAGAGGUUUUGUCAAUGGGUCAUUGUGGGGUUGCUCAAUGCCUCCAGGCAGUAGUUCCUUCCUUCCCUUACAGGAUUCCUAUUGCCUUUUGUUACUCUGGCUUUGCCGUAAUAUGUGCUAAGUGAUCAAUAUCAAUGGUGAAGUGUCCAUUUCAAGAACUUUUCAUACUCUUUCCAUACUCUUCUACUAAGCUGUUUUUUUGGUAUUGAAGUUCAAACUCUUGGCAGGGCUCGAAAUUGCGACUGAUACGGUUGCCAAUGUGACCAACUCUUUCUCCUUGGCGACUAAAAAUUCUGGUUUAGUUGCCACUUUGGCCACCAGAUUUCUCUAUGAUUUAGAUUUAAAUUAAAAGAGUAAAGUUAAAACAAACAUUUCAUCUUAUCUUGCUUUGCUUUGACCAUAAGAAAUGUGUCAAAUGGUAUAAACAAAGCCAGUUUACCUCCAAAUUUAUACCAACCGAUGUUGGUGAUAUUUUCAAACAAUCAAAUUUGAUGGAUCGCGCCAUACUGCAGAGAUCAGAUUGGUCGCGGAAAAGUCAAAUUUCAUGGGAUUUUCAGAGACAGAUUUGUGGAAAUUUUCGGGACUAACUUUGCCGAAAAACAAUCCGUAAAAAAUUUCAUGGAAAUUUUCAGGGCAACUUUUGCUAGAAAUCGAUUGAUUUUGCGCUGAUUUGGUGAGUGUGUUUAAGGUUUUAUAACUAAGAUAAUCAUUGCUAUUUUAACAAGCGCUCGAGAAAUGAGCCAGUUGCAAAGCUUUUAAACAUCAUGACUAGUGCCCAGUUUUUCGCAACAUAAUUUAUGCCUGGUAGUUUCGGGAUGUUCUUUGCUCGUUGUGGUGAUGAAGUUUCAAGAUAAGUUUACAAGUUUACAGCAAUUUAACAGCCCCAAUAGCUGAGAUGAGUUUCAAAUAUGUUGUAUCGACAUAUAUUUGAUAAGAUUUCUCGCGAAAUUUGCAGUAUUUUGCAUGUUUUUGUGAAUUUCGCUGGAUUUUGCGGAUUAACCUGAAAUUCGCGGCUUAGCGACCACGCUAAAUAUCAAAAGCCCUGAUACUAUGAGGUGCCUCACUUACAUUCUACAAACUGGCAACUAAAAAUUUGCAUCUGCCUCCUCCAUGUGCCGCUGAUCUAUUGUCCUGCAUGUCUUUGCUUUCUCUACUCCUCUGAUUUUCUGUAAUCUUGUCUUCUUGCUUAUUCUUACACAAGUCUGCUCCAAUUACUUUACUCAAGAGUGUAUUAAUUAACAAACAGAAAGUUAAAAAUCUAUCUAUCUUUGGCGUUGUUCCAUACAAUUCUUUUCCUUUGAGUGUGCUCAGAAAACCAGUUCCGAUUUUCCCUACCAAUUUUGCAGAGAACGAUCAUGGCAUAAAAAAAUGAGGCAUGCAUGCCGUUGUUGUUGCCACAAAGACCAUUUUGACAUGUGAAUAGUGUUAUUUGUCAGUUCACUCUCACAUGCAUGCUACCUCCCACUGACUUGUAUGGAUCAAUAAUUUAUGGUAUUAGUCCUGCUCCUCAUAAUGCAAAAGUUGCAGAUCUCCUGCCCCAUCACCCUUAGCCGACCGUGAAAUGGUUCCACAUUGAUACAAGGCCAUUUUUUGGGAAGUGCACCUCAUAGAAUUAAUCCUAUUGACCUGAAAAAUAAAGUGAAGAAAAUGAUGUAUAGAAUAAGAAUUCUCUCUAAGAUAUAUUAUUAAGUGUAGAUUGCAGAGAAGACACUCAAUAUGAGUUAUUCCUUUUUUGCCAACUGCUUCCUCAGAAGUAGUUUUUAUGAAUGUUGUAAAUGGUUUGAUAGGAAAGGUCUCUAUUGUUUUUUAAGAGGUCCAUGGCCAAAGCCCUGUAUCUUCUAAAUUAAUGUUUUAUUUAUAAUAGUGAGGAAAGGGAAAACCUACUUUCAGCUAUUUUUCAAAAAUAGUGUUAAUAAAUAUGAUGCAGUUAAAAAUGUUAGUAGUAAACAAGGAGGUAACUUACUGCUUCCAGUUGAUGUAGUAAUGCCAGGGGUGACAUGAUAAAUAUUAUACUUUGUAAUGAUGCAUAAUCUUAUUUGCAGAAAAAGGAAAGCCUUUUUAAAAAUUUUUUUAAAACAAUCUUAAUAAUGAUAGUAAAAGGCUUUGACAAUACUAUUACCAAUGUUGAAAAUGAUGCUUGAUCUUAUUUACAAUGACUUAUGAAUAAACUAAAAAUAAAAUUAAUUUAAUUUGUGGAAUGAAGAAAGCUUGUAAAAACGGAACUAAAUAGAUGGUUUAUUUUAAAGGAAUGGGAAGUAAGAAACUCUGCUCAUGUGGACGAGUAAUUGAACUGAUGCAAUUCAAAUGAAUAAAACUCUACGUCUGUUUGCAGUUUUUUAGGAAGUUCUGGUAACUCCACGAAAAGGGGUAGGCAGUGAUGAUUUGAAAAAUUUAGGACUUGUUUCUUUGUAUGAUAGAUUGUAUUUGUAUCCACUUUUGUUAAGUGUGUCUUGGUAUGUACUUUUGGCUUUGUCAAAACAUUCUUUGUCGAAUGAUAUUUCUGAAAGACGCUUGUUGAUUGAUUCAGGGAUAUUCCUCAGGUCUGGCAUAGCUUUUGAGACGGGUGUUUUUGGAUCUUGAUCUUGUUCAGCCAUUUAACGCUCUUGGUUUUCCGUUGAAAAAAUUUCUUAACUUUUAUUGUUUUGCUUUGCCCAAUCCGACUGUUCCACGCUUAUCCUUACCCUUUUAAAGGGAAGUGGAAUCCAUUAAAAAACUUGUGUUCAGUUAACUGUAUACUAUUUCCGUGUUUCUUCUGUUUAAUUCUGGUGGCUGUUUUUGCUUUCCAGUUCACAUUUCUUAGUGUCCCCUUUAAUUUAAGGACUUAACUUCCAAGUAUACCUUUCUUUAUUUUUUAAGUACAAAUAAAGUCACAUCAUUGCCUGCGGUCUCAUUUCCGCAGUGUGUGAAAAAUGAAUUCAAAGUUAUUUUUCUGCCAUUGUGAUGCGACCAAAAAUACGUUUGAACUUAAGAGCAAUACUAGACAAGGGUGGAGAUGGGACCACGGGGAAAAUGCAAGGUUUAUGGCUUUGUAAAUGAUAUUCGUCGCAAAUUGGAUAAGGUAAAUACUUCGCUGUGUGACUCGCAUGGUCUCUAACCGGUAUGCUUCAGGAUGCAAACAUGCAAAGUGUCAAUAUGUUUUAGCUGUAAACUUGCCUGACACAAUUCUUUUUCCCGCAAGAAAAAAUGUGAUGAGGACGGUGUAUAACACAUCCAUGUCUGUUCGAUUCAAGCUUUCUCGUACGGCUAUUCUUCUCAAAAGUAACUCUCACAAAUGGCAAGGACGCUGGAUGCUGGUUAUGGCCAAAAAGUUCUUGUUCAGCUGCACUUGAACACUAAGCAUAGGCCGACAGACAGCUGUGUAUAAUUGAUAAUUGUGUUUCAUUGACAAAAGUGUAACGGGUAAACUUGGUGUUAAAAAACUGCUUUCCUUCCAAGUUCGAUUUUUUCUCUCUUCUUGUCUUUCCAGAAAGUGUACAUCUUUUCCAGGGCUUUGCAGGAGGGCUGCAGAUCCAGGUUGCUAUACCAAAUCAGAAAAUCUUUUAAUGUGUGCAUGUGGUUGUCGGACCAGUCUUGUUUGGAAAUAUUCUUCUUUUUGAGUGUAGAGAAGAAGGCUUUGUGAGGUGCAAGAGAAGGGUGUUGUAACUUGUCACGAGAGUUUACCCAUUCUUAUGGAAAGCACCCUUUGGUUUGAGGACACUCCUAGCCCAUGAGAAACUUGUUGUAACUGAACCCAGGAGCCAGAAAGUUGGUGACUUCAAGAAAACGGAGAUGAGGAGUCUUAAUGCAUAUGAAGUCAUGGUCAUGCUUGAUGGUAAAUUGAACACCUUCCUCCUGAAGAGGAGGAAUACCAAACUUGAAAAGGAAAUCAAAGUAACCUAAUGAAAACAAUUCCACAUUUAUUGGAUAGAUUGACUUACUGCCUUCCAUGCAAUACCACCCUUAGUGGUAAUUGGCAAUUGCAUAGGUUGACAGCAUUGUUGGCACCCGCUAGAACUUUCUACCAACGUCAUCCGCCACUUUCUUAAACACUUUUUAUGGGUAGUUUGCCCACAGCUUCGUAGUCCCCUUAAGUUCCACCCUUCCUCAAGGCAAACCACACAGGUUGAUAGAACCUUGAGAGAAAACAAAAAAAGAGUUAUUUUUCACUCAGGUUUACCCCUUUUUGGAAAAAGAUUACAUAUUUGUUUUGUGAAAGCGAAUACUGCAAUAUCUCCAAUUUACUUGGCAAGUGAUGAAUGGAAAGCAACUGGCACAGACCAUGCCGCUCCAAAAAUUAGCUCCGGGCUCAUAAUCUUCACUUUGUCACUUAUGUCCAGGGUCGAUCUUGUUAGCAAACAUUUGCCAGCAAAUUGUUUUUGCCAUUUUAACAAAAAGGAUUUAAAGAAAACUGCUAUCAGAAAAGCAUAGAAGAAAUAGCAAAUGUCGCAAAAAUCACAAAAGUAAGAAGAAUUUUUCUUGCUAUGUGAAAAGAAAUGUAACAAAGAGUAUACAGUAUAAAUAUGGCAAAAAUAGCAGGAAUAACAAAUUUUUCAAAAUUCUACUUUUACAGAGAGAAAAGGCCAAGAAGGGCUUUGUGAAGUCUUCUUCUCUUUUUUUCUUUUGGCAAAACAGUCCAUCAUAAAGCUAAAGAAUUACUGGCUAUGAUAUUCUGGGCUGUGGAAGAUUCCAAAACCAUUUCGCUCCCUUAUUAUAUGCAUGAAUUUACCCUGACAUUGUGGUGCGGAAAAAUUAGGUGGCAAUCUUUUUCCCUACUUUGUCGCGUUUAUAACAAACAAGACAGUUUCUCUUUACUUCAGAAACACGAGGGAUGUGUUGGGUUGCAAAACACACAAGGUGGAGGUGGAGCCCUUGGCCUACCACUAGUAUAAUAGGGGGGAUCACCAUAUUCUUCAAAACCACAGAUCUGGCGAACAUGUUCAUCCCUAAAAUCACAUUGGGUAUAUCCAGCUGGUCUUUCAAUCUAAUCUGGAUUCUUAGCCUUAUAUUGUAAAAACAAAAUGUAACUAUUAACUACAGCUAUGUCUAUUAGAUGGAAAAAACAGAGUUUUCCACCAUCGCAAAAUGCUCCAAAAAUAAAAAAAAACUUUCUACACUUACAAAAAAUUCGCUGCGGGCUGAUAAUCUUCACUUUGUCUAGGGUUCUACAGACUUCCGUGGCAAUGUAUCGCUGUUAUUCUCUAUUGGUUUUCUUUAUUUCUCUGAAUUUGCAUUCAUACGUUUCUUCCACGUUAUCGCCUUUGGUUUUAAUAAACCAUGUACUGAUCAGCAAAGAUGUGGCUUAGCUGUUUGGGAAGGUUGGCUGGACUGAUGGUUGAAAGGUGGAAAUUAUACCCAUCUUGAAGUCUGUUUCUUCUGCUUGAUUGGCUACGGAACUGCUAGUGUUGAUGGUACGUUUGGGUGAUAUUUUCUUCCCUGGUAGGAGUAAGGCUCGAAGGGAUAAGAACCUGAUCAGCCACCCAACUAGACCCAGCAUCUGAGGCUUGCGAUGUAAUUGAUGAAACAGUCUUUUUGGUCCUUUUUGCAGCUGGUGCUUCAUUUGAGGUCUUGGUACUGCGUUUACGGUUGGUGGGUUGUGCGGUUAAAUGCGUGGUGCCAAUAUGAGCAUUGUCUUCGCUUAGAAAUCAGGGCAAAAUUGACGACUUUCAUAUUUUUAUUAAUAUCUCUGCUGGUAUUUACAGCAGUGUUUUACGCAAUAUCCCAUUUGAAAGAGAGAUAAAUUGGCUCUUUAAAAAACAUACAUUAUUCUCCAUACAUUCAAUAGUUUUUUUAAAAAAAUUCAAAAGUGAAAAAAUUUACAUAGUUGAUGCAAAGAAAACCAAGAUGGACGCCAUUUGGUCCAAAAUGAAGUGUCUUUGCAGGGUAUGUUUAAAAAUGAAUCUGUUGCUUUAUUUGUAGGCCAACUGCAAGUCAAAUUUCCCUCAAAAGAAGCCAAUUCAGCAUUUUUUAGAUAUUAUUUUUAACAUCUACUCAUUAAAAAAAAAUGAAACUUUUUGGGGGGGGGUGGGGUGUAGGAGUUAUAUGAAGGUGAUGCAGAAAGCCCUUCUAAACCCCUAACAAGCCAUAGUGUCAGUAUUUUGAUUUUUUUUUUUUGCAAUAAAUGACUAUAAAUGGUAAUAAUAAUAAUAAAAUGUUUUCAAGAAAUAUUUUUUGGGGAAAAAAAAACCCACCGCCAUCCCUGCCAGCAUCUGUGAGGAUACUGAAAAGGUUAUUGAACGUAUUCUACAAUAGAAAAUAAAAAUAGUGCAACAAAUAAUGUAUUCAGAUCUAUAUACUUGUGAUGUUUACGCAUCUAAAGUGGUGUUGUGUCAUCAGCUCAUUUAAAAAUGAUACAAAUACUUAGAUACUCCCUGAUGCAAUACAAUGCCCUCUCCAUCUACCUAUAAAGAAACAAAACAAAGCUUUAGAAAAUCUGAGAAAACAGUUAAUUGAUUUUGUUUUGGACCACACUUACAAGUAAAAUACUACUUUUUUCGUUGGAAUUUUAAAUUUUUUUUAUACUUAAUUUCUUUUCUUUUUUUUUUUAAGUUUCUUUUUUUUCUUUUGGCAAAACAAUCCAUCACAAAGCUAAAGAACUACUGGCUAUGAUAUUCUGGGCUGUGGAAGAUUUCAAAACAAUUUCGCUCCCUUGUUAUAUGCUUGAAUUUACCCUGACAUCAUGGUGAGGAAAAAUUAGGUGGCAAUCUUUUUCCCUACUUUGUCGCGUUUAUAACAAACAAGUCAGUUUCUCUUUACUUCAGAAACACGAGGGAUGUGUUGGGUUGCAAACACACAAGGUGGAGGUGGAGCCCUUGGCCUACCACUAGUAUAAUAGGGGGGAUCACCAUAUUCUUCAAAACCACAGAUCUGGCGAACAAGUUCAUCCCUAAAAUCACAUUGGGUAUAUCCAGCUGGUCUUUCAAUCUAAUCUGGAUUCUUAGCCUUAUAUUCUAAAAACAAAAUGUAACUAUUUACUACAGCUAUGUCUAUUAGAUGGAAAAACAGAGUUUUCCACCAUCGCAAAAUGCUCCAAAAAUAAAAAAACUUUCUACAGUUACAAAAAAUUCGCUCCAGGCUGGUAAUCUUCACUUUGUCUAGGGUUCUACGGACUUCCGUGGCAAUGUAUCGCUGUAAUUCUCGACUGGUUUUCUUUAUUUCUCUGAAUUUGCAUUCAUACGUUUCUUCCACGUUAUAGCCUUUGGUUUUAAUAAACCGUGUACUGAUCAGCAAAGAUGUGGCUUAGCUGUUUAGGAAGGUUGGCUGGACUGUUGGUGGAAAGGUGGAAAUUAUACCCAUCUUGAAUUCUGUUUCUUCUGCUUAAUUGGGUGUGGAUCUGCUAGCGUUGAUGAUACGUUUGGGGGAGCCCUUAUCCACAAAUUCCUUGAUGGUCACGACGGCACGAGCACAACACAGGUUGUCCUUGUUUUUCAUUGGUAUAACACAAUGUUUCUUUUUGGUUAGCUUCUUCCAAGCGAUUUUUCCAGGGUUUCCACGUGCUCCCCCAUUCUUCCUGCCACGCCCCAGGGUUUUAAGAAAGGUGAGCUCUACAUAGAAACCAUCCCUCUCAGGAUCCAUGACUUGGGCUGAAUUCAAUUUACGAGCCAAAUCUUCUAAAUAGGCGCGCGCUUAAUCUUGAUUAUUCAACCAUUCAUGUAAAGGAACAUUAAGUGCCGAUUGUGCCCAGGUAUUGGUAAAGAAUUGGAAUGGAUAGCCAUAAGUAAAGAAUAUUGCGCUGUGUUAAUUUGUUCACUUUCCACGACUUGCUCCAAUCCCUGCCUUAUUGCCUUGGCUAAUGCUUCCCCCAAUGGUUUGUUUUCUUCUGUGGUUGGAAGUUGAAGAAAUGUUAGGUGAAACUUCUUUUGAUGCACUAUUCCGUGAAACGAGCGAUUUCUUCCAGCCGUGGUAAAAAUUGUUUGAAAUAACGGGUUGCCUCCCCGCCUGUCAUAACGGCGAAAAGCCGCUAAUAAUACAUCAUCUUGCCCAUCGUUCAUUAAGGCUAUAAAAUAGAAAAAACGAAAAACCUGUAUUAACCCCUGGCUGGUCUUUGCCACUACGUUACCCCUGGUUCUAACGUCUAUUUUCACUUCACUUGUCUAAAAGUUCAAGUUUCUGUUUUUGUUCACUUAGGCGAAACAGCUGCAAAAUUUACGCGGGUCUUUUUUUCUUUUGGGAAUUUUAGCACUGGUUAUCAGGUCCCGUUGCAAACUAUAAAAAACCACACUUACCUUCUAUCUCGGGGUCCAUAGCUCUGCUGUCCACCAUUUCAUCAUUGCCUUCGUUCAGUGUCGCUAUAUAAAAGAAUACAAAUACUUAUUCUAAUGGCCUCACCUCUCUUCUAAAGCAACGUGUCUUUUUUUGCUUUGUUAAGAGCGAUUACUUACCUUGGAUUUGGCUAUCAAUGGCUUGAUUAUCGUUUUCCAUUCUGUCUUGAAUAAGCUCGCUUCUGACACCCACUUGGCAAUUGAUGGGGCUGAAUGAAGUCUAUUCACUUACUUGGCACAAAUAAUUGCAAGCAGGGUUUCGACCUUUGAGCUGAAUUUGCAUACAAACUCACCCUAGUGUAUACCAUUGAUGUCAAUCAAAGUAGAUUUCUUGAGCUAGGCUGAUUGUAUGACACAAUUUGUUUUUUGUUUUCGCCAUCUUGUUUGACGUCAAUGCCAUGAUAGAGUGCAUGUUUUGGUUUUUACACAUUUAUUUCAUCAUGUUUUUCCCUUCUACUUCUUUUUCUAACCAUUUUCACCAUUUAUUUCAUGUUUUUUCCUUCUACUUCUUUUAAGCCGCCAUCUUGGUUUCCUUUCAGGGAUUAAGAACCUUUGUUUUCCCUCAUUAACCCACCAUCUUGUUUCACGUUAAUGGUUUCUAUAUUUUUUUGCGUUUUAAACCCUCCACAUUUAUUUGUUUCCCUCUUUUUUCCAGUCAAUAACUCACACGCAAUUGCCGUCUACUUUUUUAUUUUAAGCCUAUUUACAAAGUGGGACGUGUGGAGAUGCCUAGAUCUCUCCGCCCAAUGCAACAAAAUCUUGAAAUAACUUAAAAUACAACGAUAUACAUUUUUGUCUCAUCAACCACUGACUUUCAAUUGUUGCAUUUACAAGACAAACUGUUCGAAUACUUUUCUAGAAAUAUGUAAGUGCAUGUCAAAAUCAGUGGUUCAUUACAAUAAAUACAUGGUUUUCAGGAAUAUCUGGAUAGGUUCUAUUAAAUUCACUAAAGGCCGAAAGAACAUCAAAGUCUUCAUAGUUCAUAAACUUCAAGUAGUCUUGGAUUAGUAAACGGGCAACUCCAAGGCAAAAUUCGCAUCCGCAUCUUUCUGCAUUAUAAGCCCACUAAGUGAAUGGGCAUUGCGGCAAAAGCCUGAUUUCCGAAAAAUUCGUCUACAAGAGAUUUAAAACACAAAACUGAAUGAUUAUUGCGUGUAACUUUCACUUGUUGAUGAAUCAUGCACCGCCUUUUGUAUUUCGAUUGUGGCCCAAGUGCCUCGUAAGGUUCUCUCUUCAUCCGUGUGAGUACACACAUUCGUUCUCUCGAGCCAAGGCUUGGUCUGUUCUUCCUUGACGCAGGCAGCACAGAGAGGAAAGUUGAGCUUGCCCCCAGCUCUAUAGGGUAACACAGGCUGUAACAGGCGUUCGGGAGGCAAAAUAUCAACGAGAGCCACACCAAAAUAAUGAUCGAUAUUUUGGUCGUUUGGAUUUGUGUAGAUGAGUGGGAAUCGGACAGGGUGCUCUUUAUACUUGUUCACCCAGGAGUACAAGGAGGUGGCGUCAGCAUAUUUAAUCAGAUCUGGUUCUUGCACUUGACAAUGGUGGGUGACUGCCCCAGUUCUUCCUCCAUAAAAGGCGUCUCGUGGGUUGAGGGGAGGGACGAGUUCCAAGUCUUGAAGGAAUGCUUGCAAGUUGGCAUCGGUUGCUUUGUCUUUCUUAAACUCGCAUUCCCACUUCUCUAUGAGGGUGUGCCCUGCUUGUCGUAGCAUGGCAGCCGUUUUUAGGGUUUCGUCAUACACUUCCUGGAUGGUACGAUCCAAAUGGCAGUUGUUUUUCACAUUUCUGUGCCGUUUGAAGCACUGAGGGCAGCCGUGAUACCAACACCUGUAAAACUCAGACGGUGUUAUUUUCUUCAUCGAAGCCGUCCACAUAAUAACUUUCUGCUGAGAUGAGGACCUGGACCUUGCCUCCAUUAUGUACAUGGCGGACACGCCCCAUACCACCCAGUAAAUGAUCUUGAUAGUAGAGCCAUUCCAAGGCAAUGGUACUUUGAUUGAUGUUAUUGCCGUGCCAUCCCCCUAAAGGCUCCAGGGCAAUGGGACCUUCUUCUAAUUUUUCCUUCCGCCAGAAGUGGUUACAGGCUGAAGCAAUGGUGACAGACUGCACAAGGGGAUUGAAGCCAGCAAUUUCUUGAAAUUCAUUGGCAAAUUGGAGACAGCCCUAUUUGAGCAAUUUCACGUCGCUCUCAAAAUAUUUUAAGAGUUCUUCUUGAAAGUUGAAGAUGGCAUUCUGGGCGACUUUUUGUUGGUACCAAGUCAUAAUCUUGUCCCUUUUCUUGCUGUCGAAGGUGUCGGGGUCAUAUUCUGAUAUGGGUGGGUAAUGACCUUCAUAAUUCCAAUUCUCUUCCGUAUUAAAGGCAUGGGGAAAGUACCCCUUGUGCAGUUCUGUCAAAUGAAGGUGGAUGGAAAGCGUUCCAAAGGCAUGGCAAAGAAAUUCAAGCUAUCUUUAAAAAUCAGGUUUCCACAUUCAAAAGAUAAGAUUUUAGCCCCCUGGGUCAAGGGUUUCUCGACUGCACGACCUUGAUCGUACAAGGCUUUGAGAAGGAAGUUGCCGUCAAAUCCACGAAGAUUAUGAAAGAAGGUAAUGACUUUUCGAGGCCUCACAUCAUCUUCUACUUCCGUCAUGGCUUCACAGGCGUCUAAAAAUUCAUUGAUGGUAGUGGCGUGGUGAAUGUCCUCAUCUUCUUCACUUGACCAGUAGAUGAGGUUGGGUUCAACCGCCUGGUCUUUUGUUAAGGCACAUUCGAUGUGCGCAAAAUUCAGGGUGGGCGGUGGGGGUGGGGGGCCCUUCUUCUCCUCGUCAUCAUCAUCAUCACCGAAUUGCAACUGUAGGGGGUCCUCAAAAUCUUCGUCGUCUUGUUGCUGAGGCUCUUCCUCGAAGAUGGGUUGGAUGUAACACCUGUGAGCCACAUGUGCAAAUUCACCACAAUUUUUGCAGGUGACAUCGUAGCACUUAUGGGGCUUUUUUGGGUUGACAAAAUACACUGCACAGCACAGAGGACAUUUCUUAAAUUGCUCGCAACUACUCUUGUCUCCUCUUUUCUUGCCUUUGACUUUAUGGCUUUAUUGAUCGUGCUAAGGUACACGUUCACUUUCUUCCCACGUUUUACGUUAUUUCCGUUGCUUCAAGUCACGUUUAUUUCUCUCUGUCUUAGGCGGCCAUCUUGGUAUUGUUUGGGUAAUUAACCCUCCAUAUUGUUUGACUGAAUGAACGACUGCACGUUUUGGUUUUACAUUCGAACAUUUCUUUCUCUAACGCUUUCAUAAUUGUUUUUCGCUUCCGCUUCAAGUUUUCGUUUUAUAUUUUUCCUUGCAUGGUUUCGGUUUUAAGGGAUUAAGUGAAAAUCUUGCUUUCUAUUAAGUGAUUAAGUGGCCAUCUUGUUUUCCAUUCAGGGGAUUAAGCGCCAUCUUGGUAUUGUUUAGGUAAUUAACCCGCGAACGUUCGACUGCACAUUCUUCCUAGCUCCUUUGUUUGCCCUUUUCCCAAGUCAAUAACGUUUCACUUUGUUAAUAACUUUUACAAUUCAUUUAUUCCUUCAUUACAAUGCUGAUUUCUUCUCGUCACUGAUUUUGUGCUAAAUAUUCUUCGGUGAUAUUGGGGUACAAUAAAAGCACGGCAAACGGAAUAUUUCUGUAGACUUGUUGAAAAUUGUAUAAUGCUCUGACAGGAUUAAAUUCGCGAUAAAUUCAUAAAGUUCAUGAAAUCGUCAAUUAAUAAUCUUACGAGUUCCCAAACGAAUAUUGCAAUGGCAGUCAACGUUGUUAAAGACCCAAUCUGUGUAGGGGCAGAGAGGAAGACAUCUAAGAUCACGCAGCGUUUGUCUACAAGAAGAAAACACAACAUCAUUACUUCACAUUGACGCUACUGUGCGCGAACAUGGCGAAACAUAAAUUCAAACAUCGCAAACUAGUAGCAUAAUUCUAUACAACGUUUGUUUCUAAACGAGCCAACACGUGGUUCGGAAACACAAAACUAAUUCAACUUGAAUUCUUUCAUGACCUACCAAAAUUUCUUUUUGUGUUCUUUUUUACUCUCAUGUCUCGCCUCUUCAAAUUCACAUGCUUCGAGCUUGAUUUGCACACUGUGGCAGGGUGGCAGGUUUUCCUGGGUGGCUUCACCUGGAUAAGGAACGGCCAACAGGGCUAAUGCUUCUAAUGUAUCUGGAGAUCUGGACUCUCUGGGCUCUCUGUGAAGUGGUGGUAGAGGUCUUAAGGGUGAGAAUGCCAUCUAAGUAAGCAACUGAAGUAGAAACACAAUUUAGACCUCUGCAAACAACUUUUACUAAUGGAGUCAAUGUAACAAUUCCAUUUCAAAUCAUUGGAGAUGUUAAGGCCUAGUAUUUUGGCACUAGUAACUAAAUCAAUAGGCAUGCCAUUAACAACAACUGGAUCGAAAGAAGUAGGGUUCUUAGUGUUAAAGUUUAUAAGCAGUUCUUUGCAUUUUGUCUCGUUUAGUUGAAACUUAUCCGCGGUCGCACGGCUUGCUAGGGUGUCAACAGCAGCUUGAAUGUGAGAAACUUGUGAUAUCUUGAUAUCUAAUGUCUUCGCCUUCUGCUCUGGUGUAGAGGCAGGCUGCUCCGGUCGGUCCACCAAAGAACGCUUCUCGUAGGUUGAGUGGCGCCACAAACUCAUUGGUCUUGAGAAACUCUUGCAAUGACAGGUCUGUUUUCUUGUCCUCGUUUAAUUCACACUCCCAUUUCUCAAUGAUGGUAUAACCGGUCCAUCACAGGAUUUCUGUUUUUCGCUGUGUGGGUUCGUACACCUCUUCUCCAGUGUGGUCCAAAUGACAAUUUCUUGUCAAAUCACGUUUCUUGAAACAUCGCUUGCAUCCGUGAUAGUAGCACCUGUGAAACUCGUAGACCGUGUUGGUCUCUGCAUCAAACCCGUCUACAAAAUACUCUGCUGCCGGCGUCAACACUUUCACCUCACCACCAUUGCGAACAUGCUUCACUCGACCAGCCCCACCUAAUUUCCAGUCUUCAAAAUACAGCCACUCUAACGCCACUUUACUGUGGUUCACUCGAUUUCCUCUCCAACCAUUUUGAGGCUCAAUGGCAAUCAAAUCUUAUUCUAAUUUUUCACGUCUCCAGCACAAAUUGCAGGCGCUCGCAAUUGUCACAGCUUCUAUCAGGGGGUUAAAUCCCGCAAUUUCUUGAAAUUCUUCAAUAAAUUUCGGACAGGUCAACGUUAUUCAAGGUCAGCACGUGACUAAAACAACUUCAUACGGGUCAAACCAAGUUUAAGAACGUGAUCAGGUCAAAGUUGUUGAAGGUCACUGUUCAAAGCUGCCCUAUUUUGUUUUGCUGAGUUCAGCGAAAAAAUUUGCAUGUCCUUUGUGUUUUCUAGGACUCUAGAUUAGCAUACAAAAUAACUCACUGGAACGAAUUGACUCACUAUUGAGCUCAUAUUUCCCUUCUGAGAGUUGAUUUCACUACUCAGCUUAUUCCCUCUUUCCCAAGUCAAGAAAUAUACGACAAUUUCAACUCGCACAUUCUUUAUUAUCCUAUUUACAAUAGGAAUGUAUGAAAAAACCCUAGUGGUUUUUCGUCCUUAAUAAUAAAUCCAGUCUCUAUAAUAUCUGCAUACAGAUUGAUACAUUUCUGACGCGCCCGAACGAGAUGCAAAGUGAAAAGAAAAUCCUUUCUAUAUUUGACCAGCUCAUCAAUACAUAGUGUAUGAGCCAUAAGACGGUAGCAAUGAUUGCAAACGUCAUUUUCAUUACUGUUAAUCCACUGGGUUGAGAUGCAAAUAGCUCGACAUCGAUUGCUCAGUAAAGACGAUCUACAAAAAAAAAAAUAUGAAAGACAUGUUUAUUGUCACUUAAAACACAAACAACUAGAAACGUGUGGUCUUGCUAAUCAAAAACCGUCCUUGGUUGUAGUGCCCUUACAUUACACUGCGGGACGUGUGACCAAGACUAGUUCUGGUCGCCCAUUUAAUUCUUACAUCACGUAAUCUUCAAAUAGAAAUGGCAUUAUUUGUCUUAGAUGUCAGUAUGUAUACUCAAAACGUUCUACAGCUUCGUCAGAUUUUUGAACUAAUUCAUCUUUUAACAAAAAGGAAUCAUCAAUUGUUAACUGAAACAUGCCAGUUAGAAGAACGCAGGUACAUCUUGGGUCUGUAUAACACCAUUCAGUAAACCUGCAGAUUGGAUGUUGUUUACACCAUUUUUGCCUGAAUAUAAACGAAAUAUUAAUACACGUUCUAACGAAUAAUUGACUGGUUCUUCAUUAUCAUGAAGACGUUGUCGGUCCACAGUAACACCUUCCACUACUAAAUGCAUAGAAUGUGAACACGGUUGGUUGGAAAAGGGUAGCCAUUGUGCUGAUCUACAGUACUUGCACUUUUUCAAUUCGCGUAAGAUAACUCUACAAAAUAAAAUAAAACAAGUGUCUAAAAACACGUUUUUGCACUGAAAGACUAAGCGAUGCCGUCUCACCUUCCUGAAAUAGAGCGACCUAUAUACAAUUCUCUAUUAAGUUCUUUUUCCCGGUUUUUAUCAACAAACUCUCCCUCAUCAUCACUUAUCCAUCAUCAGGCGGGAAUGUUGGCUUUGACUUGGCUGUUGAAUAGCACACCUGUGGCAAGGAUUCAGGUUUUCUUGUUGAAUGAGUUUGUCAACCAUAGCGGCAUUAGUAAGUUAGAGCACAUGUCCAAUAAAACUGGCUAUCCUGACACUCCUCCCACACUCCUCCUUUUUGAAAUGGUUCAAAUAAAAUUACUGGCAUUGCAUUACAGGUCUGAAAAAAAAAACAGUUCAGAUUGCGCAGUCUUUCCAGACAUAAAUUGUUGGACACAUUUUUCUGCAUUUGUGCAAACAUUAAACAUAACUAAAGUGAGAAAAUUCGCUUUGGUACAAUAUAGGGAUACUUUCUCGCAGAGAACGUUACAAAAAUCAAAAGAAUCGAAUAACAGAAAAAAAAAUCAAACUUAACCUAUUUUACAAACUUAACAAGGAUUCUUAACCUAUUCUCAACCUAUUUACAAACUUAACCUAAUACUUACGACCUAUUUACUUCAUAUUCAUAUUCAGUCAUUGAGUUUUGUGAAAAAAGGUUUUUUUUGCCUUCGCAAAUAAAGAAUGGACGGAUGGGGAAAACUCUCAACAAGUAUGUCACAGUUCUUCCCAGAAGAAGCCAGUUCCAUAAAAUAAGGUGGAGUAGAGGUUGUGUGCAGCGGUUAUGAUCUUGGGCACACAGGAACAGUGUUGUUGGUAUAGGUAACGAGCAAAAUCCUCUUGGUUGUUUGUGACUAGUUCGUAAAUCACGAGAAGGAAGUUCGUAGAAAGAUGUCCUGUUACCAGGGUGAGGAAAGAGUCCCAGUGGCAUAACAGAGGUGGCUUUGUAGAUGGAAGCGACAUGCACAGCCAAGGUUCUAGCACCUGGUUAAGUAAAGAAAAGAGAGCAUCGCAAAUAGGAUAGGAUCAAACCAGGGACCGAGAUCCCGUCUUUAAGCAUAUCAAUCUUCCUUUCUCGCCAGAAUUGACUCAUUUCUCGACUGCUUCUAUAAACGGCACCACAUCCAGAUUGUUGUACCAUACGAGAAAAUCUUCAAAUGUCUGCAUGUUAUUUUCUUCCCACACUUGCUGGCAAUACUCAUAUUCUUGUUCUGUUAUGUUGGCGUUUUUGAGAGAUGAAUAGAAGGCAGCAUGAAGGGGUAGUGAUGUCUCGUUCAGCUUAUCCAACCCAUCGACCCACGCAUGUGGGAAGAAACCUUUGGUCUGCUCGCAUUCAUAAGCUCUUACAAACUGGUCAUAGCUGAAUCCUGGCACAACAUAGUUGGAAAUGCCCAGGAGCUUGAGAAAAUCUGUCUUGAGACGCAUGAUUGCUGUUUGUUUUCAGAGUGAACUUGAUUGGUUGAGUCUCAAUGAGGUAGGGAAAUAAAAAUGUUUUCACAGCGUUGAGAUCGUACUUGCCAGAAUUAAAGCCUGGCAUGGGUAGUUCAUUAAGAUAAACGUUCAGUUUUUCUUCUAGUCCGUUCAACACUUUGUUGUCUCUGGUCUGUUCUUGACCAAACAACACAUCUUCAUACAGGGCUAGCUCAUCUUGCUGUUGUUUUCUCUCUUGUCUCCUCUCACUGUUUAGCUCUACGUUCAGUCUUCUGUAAAAAGAUAUAUCUUCCUGUUCUUCUGUCUCAUCAUCGAGAAAGGCGCAGUCUUCGUUCUCCGAUUCAAUCUCUUCAUCCUCUUCGUCAUCCCUUGCGAGCAAAUCAAUCCCUCUGCUGUCAUCUUCACUCUCUUCUUCGCUUUUUUUUCUGGUCGUCUCUCGUUUCAGGGGCUCUUAAGGUCUUGAGCCCUUCUAAUACGUCUGCGUACUGUUCACGAAGCAGAGAGGAACUUUUCAGGCUUAUCUUGGUGAGGUACUGGACAAAUUCUGAAAUAAACUCGUUUGGGCCGCCAUUAGACACGAAACAUUUGCGUGCUUGGUAACCAGGCACGUUACUACAGACGCUCACAGUCAAAGGUACAUGAGAUGACUGCCAAUUCAACUUGUCUGUGUUUUUCAGUUCUUGUGCUUUUUCUUGAUCAAAAGAGCACUCGAAAUCGAAGGUCGCAUGGUAGGGAAAGUAGCGGGCUUCUUCAGGGACAAUAAUAUCCUCUUCUUCUAGUUGCUCAAACACUGUUUUAGGGACAUGGUACGUGCCGCCUAGAUACUUGAGCUGGACUUUUCCGUCACAGGUCUUUUUGUGUCUAUUCAAUCUGGACGAUUUCUUCCAGUACUUGCUGCAGCAAGAACAGCAAAAGGAUUUACUGCACCGGGCCAGGUCUUUAAUAUACAAAAAAUGUUUUUCGUAAAGGUUCAAGUAGAGAGUACUAUCGUAGUCGUGAUGAGAGCAGCGGCGAAGUGUAGCGGCGAUGUCGGGAGCAUUAUCUUGAUCGUCUUCUUCCCCGUGGUUAUGAGUAGGUGCGAGACUGUACACUUGAAUAUUGACGUCAACUUGUUUAGUUCAGACAACUUGACUCCAUGAAACAGCCAUUAUGUUAAGCCAGACAGCGGAAUAAACAGAUUAUCUUCAUAAGGCUUGCCUCUUUGAAUGUUACGAUCCAAUGGAGUGAUUCCCAUGUUGCCCACGACAUAACCUGGUAGAUAUUUGCCACGGCUGAUGGGAUGAUCGCGAAUUUUCCAAACAAACGUCACAUUAGUCACGAGAUCCACGACCCAUUUAGAGUUAGGCCUCUGCUGGCGUAUCCACUCUAGGAAAUCAAUGUUGUUUACUUGUUCAUACAAGCGGUCUAAAUCAGCUUGAUUAGAAAUGAGGAAAGGUUGUUCCAACACGAGGUUGUUGUUGGCGGAUGGAUGGUGAUAUUGGAGAGCGGCAGUCUCUGUAUUACGGAGGAUAAAACCAAACGACAAGUUGAUUUUGAAAACUGUAGGUUGGUCAGCAAAGAUGCGGUUCAGUUGUUCGUGGAGAGCAGUGGUACUGAUCGUGGACAGGCGGAAAUUAUACCAAUCUUGUAGUCGGUUUUGGCGGGUGAAUCUGGUCUAGAUUUGUGGCCAGUGUUGUCUGUACAUUUGGGCAAUAUCUGCUUCGCCACUUGAACCAAAGUUGGUAGGGAUGAGAAUAGGAUCAGGUUGCCAGCUAGCACUGGUGCUUUCAGCACUUGUUAUGGGGGUUGGUUGUGAAGCGGUACUCGUACUUGCUUGAUCCGACCUCUUAGAUCUUUUCGCGAACGGAGCAUCUGUAGUUUUUUGAGCAGUGCGUUUUCUAGUUGCAGCGGCGGGUUGAUGAGCGGUGCGAAUAUGAGCAUUAUAGGGCGCGCGGUUGUGACAAGAUUCUCCACACGUAUUACAAGUGAAAGUGCGUUGCGCAGCUUGCUUCUCGUGGGCUUUCAGGUGACGGCUCGCCUUCCCCGGAUUGAAUUUCCUACAAUCAGUGAAUAUGACCUAGUCUUAGUGUAAAGCUAAACUAACAAGAAAGUGUUACUCCGAUAAACUAUUGGUCUACAAUGAGCGUCUCAACAACUGGGUAGAUGGUUUGUUUUGAUGUUGAACAGAAGAAAAGAAUAGAUUUCAUUAUAUGGGUGCAAUCAUCCGCAAAAAACCAAUUCACUUAUGUGAUCAGUGAAAAGCGGAAUCGAUCAAGAAUAAACUAUUUAUGCCUUCAAAUAAUAAAUAACAAGCCGAAUGUAACUUUUAUAUUCUUCUGACUCUUAUAAACGAUGGAAUUAAUGAUAUUGUCUGUUUUGGUGAGCCUAAACAGCCUGUACAGUACUAUUUUUUAUUUUAAUGUUUUGCGUAAAUUUAGAUUGGAAGUGUGAACGUUACGUUUCCACAGUAAGUGCACUACUGCUUUUUAACCGUGUAGCUUGAAAGUAGAAUUGGCAUUUCAACGGUUCUACAGGGGAGAAGAUUCUCUCAUCUUCAGAGACCCAGCAAACGAUACACAUUUAGUUCCAACAACUGCGCGGAGUAUUUGAGGAAAAUGCGUUGGAUUUGUACGACUUACAUGCAGCUCACACUGGACCUCUGGUCUUUACAGGUUUUUUCUUCUGAGAACCCUACCUCGUAAAAUCGUCCUGCCCCAAGCUCAUAAUUAUAAUCCCGACUUACGUUCUUUUUUUUUCCUUUUAAAAAUUUAAAACUCACAUGGCAGACUUAGACUAGACGCAUAAGAUGCGACAAAAUAAACCCUCCACAUCGACCCACUGAUUGACUGACUAACUGAUUGAUUUAUUUAUUGUUUUGUUUGCUUGUUUUUUUGCACAGACAGUGGAUAAGUUGAAGAUCGAACUUGUGAAGAGCAACAUUAGCAUCAUUGCAAUUGAAGGUUUUGAAGAGCUCGGCGAUGUCAGUUUUCAGAUGGAAAAACUCAAGGUUAACUCAUAGUCAUCAAAUAUUCAUUAUAGUUAUUUCAGUUUUGCAUUUUCUGGCUCUACCUUGCCACUGCCUCUUAGCUUCUUCUCAAAUCUGGCGUCUUUUUCUGUUUUAAUUAGAGAUUGGAUGCUAGAAUAAUUAUCGGAGAGUUCAGCUACGUCGGUGCAAGGAACGUUUUUUGUGAAGUAAGUAAUGUGACAAAGCAGAGAAUGUGCUUCACAUUGAUUUCAAUUUUCAGUGUUCAAUGCUGACCUGACUUAUCACUUGACUCAUGACUCGUUGACUCUAGCCUGCGUUGCCGAGACGGACUUGUAACUAGAGUUCUCUAUCUGGGUCUCGAAUCGGGGAAAUAGACUGUCUGCAACGCAGGCUAGUUGACCCAUGUGACUAUUAAAACAAGAUUUCUCACAUUAAUGCCCACGAUUUAUCAUGUUUUGUCUUUCUCAGACCUUUCAACGGUAUAAAACGAAUAAGUAGAGAGCUAUGAUGUUUUAUCUUUUUUUCUGAAAAAACUAAAACCUUCAUUUAGCUGUGUUACAUAUAACUCUAACUCAUGAAAUUUUUAUAAUGCAGGCCUUCAAAAGGAAGAUGUAUGGACCUAAUUAUGCUUGGAUAAUAUUUGGUGAAUUCAGCCCUACAAAAAUUUUCGCUGAUGACCCGAAACUUCGAAACAGUGUUUUAAGUGACUGUUCAAGUGACGAGCUAAAGGAGGCAGCAGAUGGUUACAUUUCCACCAUCAAGCUGGACAUCCGUAAGGACAAUAACCAAACCAUAUCCGGCUUGGUACGUUGACUAGUACGUUGAUAAAGGACAUUAACUAUUGCGUAAACGUUUCCCUUGCUUUGCGGCACUGUAGCUUUGUUUGUUGAAUUGUGCUGGUACGAACACCAUCAUGUUACAUAAAUGCAUUGUUUCUUUGUUGGCACCACUUUUCGCUCAAAGGACGGUGAAAUGUUACCAAGAAGACUACCUUUUCAAGUUCUAGCUUUCUUUGCAGAACUUUCCCAAUAAAACACCAGUUCUGGGACGCCAUUUUUUUUUCAUGUUGUUGCCGUUAUCAUUAUCACAUUUAUAACGUUACUUUUUCAUGUUUCUUAAGACGUCUGAAAGAUUCUGGUGGCAGAUGAGGCAACUGAACGAGCACAACAAUCUGAGAAAGGACUCUGCGUACGCCUUCGAUUCAGCAUGGGUAGUAGCCAUGGCACUAGAUUCCGCUUUUGCUAAAGGGAUGAAAUAUGAGAAGCUUUUAAACCGAAAAUUCAAGCAAGUUGCAGCGAUAAGAAGUGGUAUUCAAAACAUAAACUUCGCGGGAUUAACUGUAAGUAUAAACUACGAUAACACGACAGAUUUUGAAUUAUGCGUUUUAUCAAUAACCAUUAUGCUACACUUUCUUUUAAGACAAAGAAACAGAAAAAUUGUUUUGCGUGCAGGCAAAAGUUGCUUUUAAAUAAUAAUAUUCCUCAGUUUUUCUCAAAGAUUCUAGUACAUUUAAGAUAGAAUUUGGCAUUUUUUGUUGCACAGGGGCCUGUAGGCUUUGAUGAAAACAGAGAAACAGUUGGAACAGUUCUUAUUAAGCAAAAUAGAGACGGUAAGCUGCUCUGUAAGGAUAAUAGUUUCUUGUAGUAAAAGUGCUUGGAAGAAGAAUUUCCUGUAAAAAUGACAAGAUGAGUUAUGAAUAAAUACAUUUGCAUCUGCAUUUGUCUCAAAAAAGGCACCAUUUUGUCAAAAUAGAAGUUGCAGUUGCAGUUGUCUCAAAAAAGGCUCCAUUUUGUCAAAAUAGAAGUUGCAGUUGCAGUUGUCUCCCAAAAUAACAAACACAUUGAAAAUACAUUAACUUACAGGACGUUACGAGAAGACUUGUAAUGUGCAUUUAAAAAAAAUUCUAUAAAAUAUUUUUGAUACAUAUUUUUUUCUCAUUGUAAUAUUUAUAAUCGUAGUUUCAGUUGAUUGCCAGCUCGUUAUGUGAAUAACAGGUAAGGUUUUUGUUGUCCUUUUUUAGGAAACGAAACUAGAAUUGGUCAACAUUUCACCUCCUCCGACGAACUCCAUCUAUUUGAAUCUGAGCGAAAUAAGAUAUGGGAAGGUAAUAAAUGUUUCCGUUGCACUUCAAUGUCUUAUCAAAAUAUCGAAAUUGCAGUCACUGAUGAUGACGACGAUAAUGAUGAUGUAAUGACAAUAAUGAUAAUGAUGAUGAUGAUAACAUUGACGUUGGUGAUUUAAUAGAUCUAUUUGUACCCAAUUAAAAUCUCCCGGGGAUAAGAUUCUUUGUGUAUUGCAUUUGCAUUGUAAUGUGGCAUUCACAUUUAAAUGAUAUGGAAAUUCCUGAAACAAAACGUUUUAUUCCCAAAGGGUUUGAAUUGGGUACAACAUUGAGUUAGCCGAAUAGGUAUAUGAAUAAUCGAUUAACAUGUCGGUAGAUUCUGUUGAAAAUAACCGAAGCUGAUAUAGUGUACACUCCCUCGAGUGCCUUUUUAUUAUUGAAGCGCCUUCCACUUGCCACGUCGUCUGGUGUCCUGUUUAGUUCCUUGAACAAUCUGCAACUCUAAUUACAUUCUAUAAUUUAUUCAUCUGAUGUUCAGUAUUCUUUGCUGUCUCUCCAGUUAAAUGUACACAUGAGUUUAGGACACAGUCCGUUCAGAGUCAACGAUAAUAUGCAUGAGCAUAUGGGCUCCCCCAAAUUUAGGACUACUCAGAUUUUUUGGGCAGCAAGGGAAAUUUGGGCAAAGUCAGUUUUUAAAGAUUCAAAAACCUACCAUGACAGCAGAGCUUUAAUGACCGCCAUUUGUGACUUGGAGUUUAUCUUCGGACUGUGUGUGCUGAAAGUAAUCCUGAGCAACAAUAGUAGUCUGUGCAAGGUUGGGAUUGUGAGAAUUCUGUCAGAUGUGCCAUUUUCUAGGGAGGGAGAGAUUUACUAGAUCUUACUAGACGUCGCUUAAACUCUCUCCAACUAAGUUUAUAACAUUGUUACUGGCCAAAGACGUUUCUGUUGCGUGCCCAUAUAUAGUACUACUCGAAUUUUGUUAGAAACGGCCUUUAUCUAUGGAUAAUCAGUUGCUGACCUGCAGCUUGAGCUGGGGCUAUGAACGCCUGCUACGGUGAGAUUUCUCUAAUUUCAAGCAUUGUUCUAAGCAAUUACUUAAUGCCAAAGUAAGCAGAGUAAAGGUCUCCAUUGUUCCAUGUUACAAGAAACGCGGUCGGGUGGUUUUGGUUUUGGACUCUUUUUGAUUUCAUCUUUUGCAUUCCUCCUUCAGACAAUCGACCACCGAAGGAUCACACCAGCAGAAAAAUUGAGCUGAUGAUGAGUCCCUUACCACUUAUCGUCAUAAUGUGGCUCAUGGCAGCGAUCGGCAUCAUCUGCUCGUUGAGCUUUCUAUAUUUUAACAUCAGUAAAGGUAAAAACAGGUAGGACUUUAACCUUGCUAUUUCUGACCUUUUCCAAUACAAAACAUAUUCUCAAGCAAAAGCCUUUUUGAAUUAUUUCCGAUCCCUAAUCUCAACUUGCAUUAAAUAUUGGAGCUCUUUGCCUACUUACAUCUUUUAUUUUCAUUUUGUCAGGAUAAUCAAGAUGUCGUCGCCUAAACUUAAUAAUAUUAUUAUUAUGGGAUGCAUCCUGUGCUACGCCUCCAUUGUUUUGUUAGGUUUGGAUGCGAGGUUUCUCGAUUUGCAAGGUUAUGGCAUCAACUGCAACGUAAGGAAAUUAAUUAUUAACGAGCAUGCUGUAUAAUGACAGAUUAGAAACAAUAGACAACUCCCAAAGCACAAACUCAGCCAAAACGCUAAAAAUCUUCAAUGUUUACUCAAAUUUGAGCUUAUAGAAAAUAAUGUCACAGUUUUUCAAUGACCAUGAAAUUCAGAGUGCGGGUAGUUAGUUAAUCAAUUGUGGCCCUGAAAAAAUUUGAAGGAAAAAAAACUACGAAUUUUUAAGAAAAUACUUUUUUCGUGAGAUUGACUCUUAAACGCAGACAAAAGUCAACAAAUAGCGAAAACUAUAAUUUCUAUAUGUUUACUUUGCUCGAAAUCGCGCGCAUUUACAAGGCCCUAAAGCGUUUUGCUGACUUGCAAGGACCCAUCUGUUAUAAGGAUGCCCAAAAUACAAAGAUGAAUCUCAUAGUUUAUUAGAUAUAAUCCGUGUAAAGUUUGCUUAUCAUUUUCGCAUAAAUUAUGACCCAAAUUUGGAAACCGCUGAAUUUCUCGAAUUGGGUCUUUGCGAUUUUGGUGAAACUCUGUUCAGCGCAAGGCACUAAUGCGCACUAUGUGUAGCCGAGAGAUUUUCACGAAAAAAUGCCGGCAACAGCAGAUUUUGGACUCAGACCUCAAAGGGGCGUGGCAUUAUAACCACGUGACAUUUACUCCGAUCGCCAAAAAUUUUAUGUUAUAUUGUAGAUUGAUCUAUAUGUUAUCCAUUCUAUGUGUUAUACUUACGAUAAAAGUAAAGGUGGGGAUACCAGAGAGCUUCAAAGUAGGAUGGUACCCCCUAAAAAAAACUGGGUCGAGUCACCUUAAAGUAAUCGCCAAUGCAUAAAAUGUAGUUAAAGCUUUAGAGUAUGUAUACUAACUUCUAUGAUGUUCUUAAUCGAAUGAAUCUUUAACGGGAAUAAUUUCGUAAAGCACUCUUUUCUGUUAUAUUAUAACAGGCUAUAAAGGAUCUUCAUCUCCUUGCUAUCGUAGCAGUAUUGUUAACAGUAGAUGUUAUUUUCUUGUCCUGUUGGAUUAUUAUCGACCCAUUCCAAGCUGAGGAAUUAAAAUUCGAAGAACUGGUAGGAGCUUUUGAGUCGUUUUAACUUUUCGCGUGAACUAUUGAUCACGAUAUAACCUUGGUGUUUAACAGCUUCAACUCCUUGAAAAAACUCGAAGGUCAUGUCAUCAUUAUUCGCUCUUGCCGGGGUACAAUAGGCUCGUAAAGCUCCAGCUUUGGACGCUCCUAUUGGAUUGUCUCUUUCUUCUUUCAUAAUUUCUUAGAAUGGAUAACCUUCCUACUGAGCUACGGCAGGCAAACUCUCUUGGGGCUUUCAGGGCUGGCUAAAACAGUUUUUUACUAUAGUUGUUUCUUGUUUUUUUUUGUUAAUUCCUGAUGGACUGACAGUGCUUAAGUAAACGUUUUCAUCUAUUUAUGUCAUUCAUUCAUUCAUUCAUUCAUUCAUUCCUUCGUUCAUUCAUUCAUUCAUUCAUCUACUCAUUCAUCUAGGCGUACCUUUGGAAUUUCCAAUGGUGAAGAAAUUACUUUCUCUUUCCCUCUUUGAUGCACGUGAGGCAUCUGCCAGUGGAAUUCCAAGCACAGAUCUCUGUGUUUCGGUUCUCAAUCCAAUCUACUAUUAUUCUUUAACACUGUUAAAUUAAUCUAUUUCUUUUUUUCCUUCAAACUGAAUUACCACUUAUUAGGCACCACAAAAGUAUUAAACUGGUGGAGUAAACUUCCUUGCAGCGGCGGCAAAUAUAUCGGGGAGCUGGUCUGACUUUAGGCAAAGGUGCUUACAAUCUUAGAUCUGAUAGUGGAGUAUAGGUGACCACGCCCUCCUUUAAGACUAACUCCAGGAAACAGAUCUAAUCAAGUCCAGCUCCAAAGCACGCCAUUGCAGAUGUUAAUUCUUUGGUUAAUUUACAAUAACUUAGUUGGCUCUAACUCUUUCCUUACCAAACUUGGCCUGAAAGUACAAAAUAUCCAGCCAAUCAAAUGGUGGUUUCUUGGUGUUGCGGACACCAAUGACGUAAUACAAAAGAUUGAAGAGACACUGAACAAUACCCACACCACAACACAAAAGCUAACAAACAAUAGUUUCCGCAGCACCAAGAAACACCCAAUCAAAUGGACAUGUAUUUUGCCAUCAAAAUGUCAAAAUAUGACGUCACAAUUGCGCACGUUAUUCAUACUUAAAUUGUAAACUUUAGAAUCUUACCAUUUUUUUAUAUCAAUUUUAAAAGAGCUAUAUCAAGAAGAGAUGAAACCUGCAAAAAAAAUUGCAAUAUCUUAUAUAUGAGCCGAGAUAUGACAUUUCAAUUUGGAUAAAUUUGUACUACAAAGUAAAAUAAGUCUUAAUUUAAGCGUUUCAUUGUCGUGUCACCAUUACCAUUUAAUAUAAACAUAAGACAUCUUUAUCUUCGAAAGCUAAAGGAAAAAGAAAAUUUUGAAAAACGAAAUUCCUAACUGCACAAAAACCAAGAAAGCAGUUUUGCGACGUCAUUAAAAUGUCAAAAUCAAAGGGUUCUUUUUUUAAGGAAAAAUAUGGUUCCGGGUGCACUGAAAUAUCUUUAUUAAAAUCCCAUAACUCGAUUUCUACGUGUCGUAGCGAGAAACAGUUUUCAGCGUAGAUAUAAGGGCGCUUUCCACUUGUCAGAACUUACCGGCCAGACCAUUCCCGUCGCACUAAUAAUCUCACUUUUAAUCAAAACUCUCCUGCUAGAUCAGUCAAAUCCUAAAUAGUAUGCACGAAGGAGAACAUUUUUCAGCAAAAACUCUUGGAAAAAGCCUAUUUCAUUUUUAAACUGACUUGUCCGGCCAUGGUCCAUCCGGCCAGUUUUGACAAAUGCAAAGCGCCCUAAGUUUGACUGUGAAAUUAAAAAAUUCAUUUAGCCAAUUUUGGUGACGUCAGUCCUUAUGACGUCAUAAUUUGACAUUUUGUGUCAAACAAAACAAAAAUUACCUGUUCAACAAUCGAAGUCUAUCUGGCACGACUGGUCAAGAAAUGUAAAAGUUACGUAAAUUUAGCCUAAAUGACCGAUUUGAGGGGUGGUUUGGCCCUAGCGUAAUUAAUGUUACGAUAUCAAGUUAUAUUGUAGUUUUUUUCAUCAAAUUCGAUAGCUUUUUACUUAUAUUAAUUGAAAUUAUUUCGUGACUAGCCAGCGGUCACCAAUGAUGUUACAUAAUAUUGCCCAAAUAUAAAAUGGCAAAUCGUUUCCAGGCGGGAGUGAACUCAACAAAGUGACCAAAGUGUUCAUUGCUAUCCGUAGACAAAAAAAGUCGAAAUUCUGACUAAAUCUGAAGUGAAGAAAUGCAAGAGUACACAAAAACAUAUUGGUCGAUGAAUGUCAUCUACUUUUUUGAGUAGUAUCUGCGACAAAAAACAUCUGUUUAUGUACUAAAGCCGUACGACGAACAGGCAAAUGUUUUGAAGAAAGUAUAGACGGAGAUAGGGUUGGUAAGAACUUAGAAAUAUUUUGAAUGAAUAACACAAGAAUUACCGUGAAAUUCCCAAAAUAAGCCCGGGGCUUAUAUUUUUCAAAGACCCUUUUUGAGGGGCUUAUUUUUGGAGGGGCUUAUAUUCGGAGGGGCUUAUCUACGGAGGGAAAUUUGCGUUUCAAAAUCGAUUGGGCUAGCCUUAUAGUUGGCAGUAAAUUUACUUUGUUGUUGAGGGCAAUUCUGCAAGUACAAGCCCCCGGAGAGGGGGGGUUAUAUUUGGAGGGGCGAUUUAACGGAGGUUUUUUGCGUUACCGGUUUGGUGGGGCUUAUACUUGGAGGGGCUUAUACAUGGAGGGGCUUAUUUUCGGAAUUUUACGGUAUUGAACUUGGCUUUCGUCUGAUAUGAGAAAUUAUGCAGAUCUCGGCCUCGGUGGAUAAUUGAUAACACCCUCCUCGAUCUACAUAAUUCCUCGUAUACAGUCAACUCCCUCUAAGACGGCUUCUUUGGGACCAGCACUAAGUGUCUAAGUGUCUUAUAGAGAGUCAAAUAAAGGGAGUAAAGAAAGGCAGGGACCAACUCUAGGCGUCCGUUGUAGGGAGGCGUCCGUCUUAUAGAGGUGUCCGUUAAGAGAGAGUCGACUGUAAUACUAAACCUAAUUCAACAAUUGUUUAUUGUGAGAUAUUCAAUUGAAUUAUAUUAUCUGCAUACCGAUGUUUGUAAACUGCAUGAUAUCUAAUUCUAUUACUGCGCUACUUUCGUUUAUAUCUACAGUACGUUGCAAUGCAUGCAUAAUCGUUCAAUUGAAGCAAUUAGUUAUUGAUUAAAAAGUUAUUAGAGGCGCAAAUUAGUUAUAACUCAUGUUUAUCCCCCACCCAAUGCAAUCUUCAAAAGCAGACGGUCUGUCAUUUCACUAGCUACAAGAUAUCUCAAGCAAAACUGUGUGUGUAACAAACUGAUUUUACUUUUUAGUGAACGAAGUAAUGUUCAAGUGCCGAGGCUUCGGCGCAGAUGACAUACCGUAUGAAAUACGCAUGGACGACAUCCAUUUAGACGAAACAAUGAUGGUAGAAUUUAGCCCCCGUUCCUGUGAGACUGUUCAAAAAUAGCUACCACACUGGAGAUCCAAGCGGCUUUAAAUGAGAUAGUAUAAAACGUCUACUAUUCGUAGUUCAACUUCUACACAUUUCUCACAGCUUGUAUUCCGUUAUACUGAAACAUAAGGAAAUAAAUAGCCCAUAUCUCAACAUGUGUUGGUCCCGGCAUACGCCCUAGUUCUUUCAUUAAGGUCAACUUUGCAGUUUGAUAUGCCCAAGAAAUUGCAGAGUACAAUUCCGCCUAGGGCAUUUCGGAGCUUGAAAACCCU